Chara braunii is the source of this 2914-nucleotide messenger RNA. NCBI's taxonomy places the organism in Eukaryota, Viridiplantae, Streptophyta, Charophyceae, Charales, Characeae. The record is from the annotation of a GenBank genome assembly.
CCGAGAUGUCUGAUUCACAAGUGGGUUGUGGAAGAAGACUGCAGAACAGAUGGGCAGUCAACUUCAAAUGACUUCAGGGAAUCAUCCCGAAGCCAACGGACAAACCGAACAAAUGAACAGAGUUGUACAACACUUGUUGAGGCAUUACAUUAAGCCCAGCCAAGAUGAUUGGGAUGAGCAGUUGCCUCUCAUCGCCAGCCUGUACAACAAUGCUAUCCAUAGCAGUACCGACGUUAGUCCUAAUCAGCUGCACUUGGGAUGGAAGCCUAGAUCAGCACUAGACUUCCUCCUACCUGAAAACCGACCCGCUGCAACUCCCGGCACGCUUGAGUAUGGUGUGCAGUAUGAGAAGUUGCUGCGAGAGGCUGUCGAGCAAAUGAAGAAAGCUCAGCAAGCAAUGAUUGCUUCUGAGAAUCAACAUCGUAGACAGUCCACAUUUCAGGUAGGGGAACGUGUCUGGGUCAAGGCUAGUGAGUUAGGACAGGARUUCGGAAUCUCUCGCAAACUAAUGCCUYAGUACUUUGGUCCCUGGGAAGUCYUAGAUAUAGUGGGAGAUGAGAUGGAUGGUCCCACAUAUGUCAUUCGUGUCCCUGGACACCUACGCACUCACCCAGUCUUUCAUGCCUCAAAGCUUGCACCUUUCGCUGAGACAGACCAAUUCCCUUCCAGGAGAUCGAUGCUGUCCCCAACCAUGGAUGGACAAGUGGACAUCGACGACAUUGUGGAUCACAGGGAUAUGCGUGUUCCGAAGCCGCUGGGUCGAGGAAGACCUCAUAAACCCAAGAGAGAGUACCGCGUCAGAUUCAGGCAUCAUACGGAUCCAAAAGAAGAUCGGUGGUUUACCAGGGAGGAACUGAUUGAGACAGCUCCUCAGGUGGUGGCAGGAUAUGAGAGGCUACUGAAAGGGAAGGCAYCUGCGAAGUACCGCGGAGCCAGCUAUGGCGCUGGGCAGACCCGGAUCGUCGCCAUUUUGAGGGAGAGAAAAGAGAAGAAAGAGUUCCUCAAGCAGGCGAAGUUAAAGGCUAUCGCAGAAGAGCAGGUGGCAAAGAAAAAGCAAUUAGAAAAAGAGAUGUUGAGGUUUCAGAAAGAAAAAAUGAUGAUGUUACAGCGAGAGGAAGAAGAGAAGAGAACGACUGUUGAGGAAGCAGCAGCAGAAGAAGAGGAGGUAGAAGAGGAACCUCUUGAAAGGAGGCGUAGGGAAGAAAGAGGAGAAGCAAGUGGCACGAAGCGAGAAGAUGCCUGGAUGGAGAAAAAAAUCAGUGAGUGGGUGGCUAGUCUAUCGUUGGGGGAGGAUGAGGAGGCACAGUUGUACGUGCCACAAGAGGAGAAAGAAGCAUUCGCCAGGGUAUUAGAGAUGAUAGAGGAUCCCCUGGAACGUCAGACAACAGAGGAUGCGAAGAAGUUGGAGUGGAAGCUGCGGAUGAUGAGGGAGAAGAAGAGAAGGAGGGAGGAAGCCAAUCGAGUGGCGAAAGAAGUGGAGAAAGUCCGGGCAUGCAGACCAGAGAUGCAGGAACAAACAGAGGUCCCCGCAAAAUUAGAUAAGAUUAUAGGGUACCUGGAGGUCCUGAGUGAGGCUUGGCUAGAGGAGCAUCAGGCCAACAAGGGUCACAAUGUGACCCUGCUUGCCAUGCAAUCCGGUUUUAGAGAGUUUGCGCGCGACGUGGUUACCCACGUCGGGACCGAAGCCAAAAAGUUAAAGGAAGGCGCAGAGAAGUUCUGUGUCGGCGCCAUUGAAGGCGCCGAAGUAGUGGCCAUAGCAGAGGCCUCAUCACGUCCCCGCAAAGAGCCAGUCUUGGAGAAGCUCAGAGAGGCUAACUUCAAGAUCAACGUGAAGAAGUGCGAGUGGGCCAAGACACAAGUCUUGUACUUAGGCCACGUGUUAGACGGAGAUGGCAUUAAGCCAGAGGACAGCAAGAUAGUGGCGAUUAGAGACUGGCCGACGCCCCUCACGUUGACAGAGUUGCGAUCGUUCUUAGGCCUAACUAACUACUAUAGGAAGUUCGUGAGGAACUUCUCGACUAUCGCCGCACCCCUCUGCAGAUUGCUUAAAAAAGAGGCAAUCUGGCAGUGGGAUAAGGACUGUACGUCUGCGCUAAAGAAGUUGAAGCGCGCGUUGAUAGAGUACCAUAUCCUCAAAGUAGCAGAUCCGUCCUUGCCAUUUGUCGCCACCAUGGACGCGAGUCAGUAUGGGAUAGGAGCCGUGUUACAGCAGGACGACGGCAAUGGCUAUAGACCCGUAGAGUUCAUGUCAGCGAGGAUGCCCUCAAAGAAGGUUGCUACCUCUACGUCUGAAAGGGAACUCUACGCUCUCAGGCAGGUUUUAGAGCACUGGAAGCAUUACCCUCUUGGGAGGCACUUCAAGGUGUAUUCAGACCACGAACUGCUUAGAUGGCUGAAGACACAGGCCAAAAUGACACCUAAGUUGACUAGGUGGGCCGCCGAGAUAGACCAAUACGACUUUGAGCUCAAGCUGGUUAAGGGCAAAUACAAUGUAGUUGCGGAUGCUCUGAGUAGGAGAUCAAACUACUUUGGAGCCAUAGUUCACUAUCUAGACAUAGGGAGUGACCUGCAAGAGAAAGUUAGACAGGCUUAUGCGCAAUACCCUAUUUAUAGUGACCUCCUCAAGAAAGUUAAGGAGGCCCCAGAGACCGAACCAGAUUACCGCACUAUAGAGGGUUUGUUGUUUGAGAAGACUAAUGUCGUAGACCGUUUGUGCGUUCCUAACAGUGAAGAGAUCCGUAGUCUGAUCCUAGGGGAACGCCACGACACAGAGGGACACUUCGGUUGGCAAAAGACUUUAGCCAAUCUGAUGUAUGCGUAUACGUGGCCAGGAAUGAAGAACGACUGCAUAGAGUCAAGAGUAGGUACGACAAGAGCCAAGUUAUGGUUAUAGUCGAUAGAUUUAGCAAGUAUG